Messenger RNA from Aplysia californica (California sea hare), 2098 nucleotides. Its product is annotated as 39S ribosomal protein L28, mitochondrial. The coding region runs from base 526 to 1413 and encodes 295 amino acids. Gene Ontology annotation, molecular function: structural constituent of ribosome. Lineage: Eukaryota; Metazoa; Mollusca; Gastropoda; Aplysiida; Aplysiidae. The transcript has 6 exons. The record is from RefSeq and is a predicted model, not a curated record. Gene Ontology annotation, cellular component: mitochondrial large ribosomal subunit.
CGAAAGAUGCCCUGACAAAUAGCCUUCAUACAUGAUGAACACUGUACACGUAGGCCUAUUAUACUUGUACACUAAAACGAACAACGCACCAUCUUGUUUUUCAUAGCAGAGAUAAAAUCGAAAAAGCCCCUGCAACAGCAAGCGAUAGACGCUAAAAAAGGGUGCACUACUCAAAAUAAGAUUAGGAGAAAUGACAAAGGUCAAUUAAAUACUUAAAGAAACGUGCAAGUUGCAUUGGAGGCAAAAUCAUUUAUGAAAUACUUUUUCUCAUAAUUAAACUAAAGAAGCGAAAUAGAAAUGGAGCGACUUCCGCUCCUUGGGUAAAUCUUUUUUGUUGAAAUAUCAUAAUUGAUAUGUUCACUUCACAUUUCACUUUGCUAAAACUGCUAAACCGAAGAAGCUGUCUGUGCUGUUUGCACGCUCAAGAAAACAGAGUUUCAACUUGUAUUUGAUACUGUGCUUGGGCAGUUCUCCUUUCCACAUGUGGUAGCAUUUAUUCUUUUAACCAAUAAGAGAACAGGGAAAAUGGAAAAGGUCAAAAUUCGGCAUUUUAUGCCCUCGAUCAAGAUGUACAAGGACAUGGUCCAGCAUGAGGUCACCUACUUUCAGUAUCACAAUAACACACGGUUCACAAUUUCAUCCCGUCUUAUCAAAACCCCCGGACUGUGGGUGAAUCACUGGAGAUCAGUGCCUUACGUGUAUCGUUGGUCCCCCGAGGAAGAAAGAAUACUACCAGAACAUUACAAGAACAGCUGUAGAGAGUUUAUGACGAAGGAACCAGAGCCAGUUCAUUGGCGGCCGGACCCACAAAAAUAUUGGGAGGACAUUGAUUCUGGACAAAGGUUUCCGGUGAUAAAUGCUCCCAUUCCUGUGGUCUACCCGAAGGAGUGCAAUACAGGCCUCUGGGGAGGGGAAGGAAUCAUUUUUGGUUAUUUCACCAAGGUCGACCCGAAAAGACAAAAAAAAUUGCCAACGAGGCCGAGGAUAUGGCUGCCUGAACUAAUGAAACGAGUUCUGUACAGCGAGAUUCUGGACCGCUACAUGGCCAUAAUGAUCACAGCCCGGGCCCAGUACCUCAUUGAUGAAGCUUUUGGCCUGGAUAAUUACAUCUUGCAGACUCAUGAAGUCGACCUGUGUUCUCGACUUGCCAUGACCUUGAAGAGAGAGAUGCUUUUGGCCCUCGCCAACAAGUCCCUGUACUCAGACAACCCGGUGAAGAAGGAGAAGAUUUACAAGAAAUAUGAGAAGUUUGUGAUUCCGGCGGAAGAAGCAGAAUGGAUAGGGUUACCCAUGUACGAAGCUGUUGAGAAAGCCAAAGCUCUUGAAGAAGAACUCUAUCCCCCACAGCCCUUGAAGGAUCUGUACCUGGUAGAUUUGGUGAGGAGGUUAAAGCUCAGUGCUAGUGCAUCGUGAUCUGGAGAGCUUGUAUUUAUUAUGAUUGUGUGCCAGAAGUUUGCAUCGCAUCAAGAUUGUUUACGUGACAUAUGGAGUUUGCAGUUGGCCCAAUAAUAUAGGCUUACUGUGUUGCUACGGGGAAAUGGCUGGAAUAAUUAUGAUGGAAUUUUUCAUUUGUACAUCUUGCCCUCAGGGCUGGCUGACAACAUUUGUGGCCAUCAGGGAUAGUGAUGAGUAUGAGUGAUACAGUGAUUGAGUUUGGAAGGAGUAUGAUGUUUUAUGACAUUUUGUAUGAGGCUUCUUUUUCAGAAUAUGGUAUGAAGUUCAUUGGUGUAUUCAAAAGAGGCUGAAGAUCAUUGUGUGCAUGUGUUGGCUUGUUUAUCUUGCAUGAGGCUGAAAAAUUGUAUGCAGUGGUCUCUGCUUAAGAGUCCAGUCAUUUGGAGACUCAGAAAUGAUUCUUUAAGGUGACUUAUUGUUUUUAGAACUGUUUCGUUGUCUGAGGCAUGUAAAUUACAUGUACAAAAAAAAGUAUUAUAAUGCAGUAAAGGCAGACUUCUUGGUGGAUUGGGCUUUUCCUUUAUGUGUUCUUAUCUUGAACAGAGACCACUGUAUUGAAAUAUGAUUUGUGUGAAUAUUUUCUUGUUCUCAGUGAUUAGCAUUUUGAAAAAUAAAUUGGAAAAUGAAUUUUUUAAAAAGUUUAAAA